UAGCAACGAGUUAACAAACGAAUCGCACUCGACUGGUUAGUUCGCUCAAAAAGAUCUUAUUGUGCGUUAAUUGGUCAUCUUUGUUUGUCGAAGGCAACGUGUCUGACAACAUGUUUGCACAAGAAAGCGUGUAUAAUGCGCUCGUGGAGGAGGACGAUGGUGUUUUGGAGUCGUCACUGGGGUACAUGUCCAAGUUCCGGCCUCAAGUUGUUCAGGAGCACAAGCAGAGAAAAAGUCCAAUGAAAACGAUGGGACCGUUGAAAGUCGACGCCCCGUCCCCUGACAAGUUCCUCAAAAAGCAUUCAAAAGAGCCCAAACUGCCUGGAAACACGCUCGUCGAGGGUCAACGUAUUCACAUCCUGAGGAAGCCGCCGGUUCCAGGGAGGAAGGAGAAACCCAUCAUGGGCAUCCAGAGCGGCACCAACUUCAUCAAGUCCAACACGGUGGUCGUGCCGCGGACCAUGUACAGAGCCAUCCAGGCCCGCAGCUACAAGAAGAAGAAGGAUUAUGGAGAAAUGCCCCUCUACCUGGUGAAGAGGAAGCUGGAAUGUGAGAGGGUCCAGGAGGAGUACGAGGAGGAGCUGAGACGACAGGAGGCCGAGGCGUCCAAACACCUGUCUAAAGAGGAGAAGGAGAACAUUCUGGAGGGUCUGAAGAAGAACUGGUCCAUCCUGCACCACGAGUACCAGCGUCUGCCCUUCAUCAUCUGCACCAUGGUGCGGCAGAAGCGCAAGGAGGAGCUGGAGAAUCAGCUGGACCAGCUGGAGAAGGACAUCAGCCUCCUGGAGAGGUUCAACACCAUCUACAUCACCGACUGAACCACUCUGGACCGGUGAACUUGUGAUUUGAAAUAAGUAGACAGGCUCCAGAAAACACUGUUGCAAACCCACUGAAGAUUCAGACUCAGCUGCUGCCCACGGAUCAUGUGACCUCCAGAUGAAAUCCUGUCACAGUAUUUUACAGUCAGUGUUCCCAAA
Molecule: messenger RNA, 977 nt
Organism: Synchiropus splendidus (mandarinfish)
Lineage: Eukaryota; Metazoa; Chordata; Actinopteri; Syngnathiformes; Callionymidae
Gene: enkur
Product: enkurin, TRPC channel interacting protein
Exons: 5
Coding region: 111-818 (235 amino acids)
Cellular component (GO): acrosomal vesicle
Molecular function (GO): calmodulin binding
Source: RefSeq, a predicted model, not a curated record